Messenger RNA from Stegostoma tigrinum, 5151 nucleotides. It is a transcript of the gene sytl5, whose product is annotated as synaptotagmin-like 5. The coding region runs from base 649 to 2868 and encodes 739 amino acids. Gene Ontology annotation, molecular function: phospholipid binding; neurexin family protein binding; small GTPase binding. Gene Ontology annotation, biological process: exocytosis; intracellular protein transport. The transcript has 18 exons. The record is from RefSeq and is a predicted model, not a curated record. Gene Ontology annotation, cellular component: plasma membrane; exocytic vesicle. Lineage: Eukaryota; Metazoa; Chordata; Chondrichthyes; Orectolobiformes; Stegostomatidae.
UGAGGACCCGCCCCUUUAAAGCCAGAGAUCUCCGAUAGUUGCUAGGUUAGUGCACCGACCAGUGUGAAAGGAGGAACACGGAAGAGGAAUAAAACCAAUCGCCAGCUCUUUCCAUUUAACCCCCAAGAGCUCCGUCACUGCUAUUAGCAUCCAGAGCUACAAAGCAGCCCGGAACAUUACAAGGCUGGAUUCACAGUCGCGGUACCUCUCCACAUACACUGCGCGAUAAGAUACAGAGGCGACCCAAGGCUUCAAGAAAUAGAUGCAUGCAUCUUGUAGAUGCAGACAAAGCCAUGAUACCCAUGCAGAUUAAUGCUGAGGUCGAUGUUACAGAAACUGGAAGAUACUGAGUUUGACUAUGAAGGCAUAACGAGCAAUUGGUGAUAAAUUACUUCAGAGGAAUACAGUUGAUUUGUAAAUGCUGAAACCGUAUUAACAGUGCCAUUCCAAGGAGAGUUAUUUUUGGAGAGUGUACACUUAGUCAUGUUUAUUGGGAAGACUUCCACCUUGAGCCAUUUCAGUUCGCAAUUGUUAUGUUCACUUCACUGACUCCUGAAUUUCUCAGCCAGUAGUUUUCUUCUAAAUUAAUCUUCAUUACCAGUGUCCCUGAUCCAAGGAGAGUGUUACAUAGAUUGCUGUUGCAGAAGCAUGUCCAAAACCACAGAGAUUGUCAACCUCUCAUUCUUAAUGGAUAAUGAAAAGGAAAUGAUCUUGGAGGUUUUACGGCGAGACGAACAAUUGAGAAAAGCCGAAGAAAAGAGAAUAAGGAAGUUAAAGAAUGAACUCAUCAAAAUCCGAGGUUCUUCAAUAAAUCGAAGAAAGCAGCAAAUCAGUGACCGAGUCUGUAAACGAUGUCAGAAGACACUUGGCCUAAUCUUCUGCAGAGGAGACCUGUGCCAGACAUGCAAUGACCGUGUGUGUACACAAUGUCGAGUUAUAGUCAAUGAUGGGACCUGGAAGUGCACUGUGUGCGCUAAAGUUGCAGAGCUGAGGAUUGUGACUGGAGAGUGGUUUUUUGAAGCGAGAUCAAAACGAUUUGAACCUGCAUCGGGAAUGGGAUAUGAAAUCAUCAAACAGUCCAUCAUCAGGAAACCUAUAGAAGACAAGACUGACCAACCAAAGGGAAAAACAAAUCAGAAAAGUAUAGAUGAAGGCUCAAGGACCUCCACAUUAACCAGAAAUGAGAAAAAAAUGGUUCCUGAAGUAUUCAAACGGAUUAGAAAACCAGGCAAGUCUAAUCAGAAGGUACAGAAUGGUCAGGGAAUCGAUACAGCAUCUGAGGAUGGAAGAAGUAUUAGCUACGCAGGUUCAGAUUUUGAAAUGGAAAGUAUACAUUCCACAACAUGGUCUGGCAGCAGAACAUCAACUCCUGUGCUCCAGAUCUCUCCAGUGUCCAGCAAAUACAGCAUUGUGUCAGAGAGUAACAAGAGGGCUAAAUCUUCAGAAAGUGUUGACACUCUCCCAAUGAGUAACAGUGUGCCCAAGGAUCUGGCCAAAGGGAAAAACAAUAUGCCUAAAAUAGCAAUUUCCAGAUAUUCCAUUUCAUCAGAUCGCAGUAGAUCAGAGUUGGACCUAAGUGGAUCCUAUACAUCAGGAAACGAAGAUUCCAUUAGCCUCAGAAGUAAAAGUGUACCUGGAGGUCUCAAUGAAGCCAUGGAUUACCUUGAGGAGGAGGAGGAGGAGGAAGAAGAUAUUGAUGACUUGGUCUCUAUGUAUCGCCCGAGCAGCGGAAGAAGCAGUUUGGGAAGUGGUUUAUCUGUGCAUUGCCAGUCAGGCGCUGACAAGAAGUGGACAUUCCUUAAUGUACCCGAUCAUGAUGCAGAAACCACCAGUUUAAACAGUAUGAUAAGUGUUUACAGUGAAACAGGAGACUAUGGCAAUGUGAACAUCAGUGGGGAAAUCCUCCUUGCAAUCAAUUAUAGCUACAAAAGCGGGGCAUUAAAUAUUAUUGUGAAGGAAUGUCGCAAUUUAGCAAUUGGAGAUGAAAAGAAACAGAGAACUGAUCCCUAUGUGAAGACUUACCUCCUCCCAGACAAAUCUCGCCAGAGCAAGCGCAAGACUAAGCUCAAAUCAAACACAACAAAUCCAGUUUACAAUGAAACAUUGAAGUACGUCAUUAGUCACUCUCAAUUGGAGACACGAACUCUCCAGCUGUCAGUCUGGCACUAUGACAGAUUUGGACGUAACAGUUUCCUAGGUGAAGUGGAGAUACCAUUUGAUUCCUGGGAUUUAGAAAAUCAUGUUGAGGACUGGUUUCCACUGCAGCCAAAGGUGGAGGCUCCUGUAGAUAAUGUUCUACAGUAUAAAGGAGAAUUGACAAUUUCUUUGCGUUAUAUCCCAUUUGGUCAGACACUGGCUGUUCCAAAAGAACAUGGAAAAGCUAAAAGACGUUUAAUUCGUGGAAAGAAAGACUCUUCCCAGGUAUCUAGCGGUGGAGUACUGGAAGUGCUCAUUAAGGAAGCCAAAAAUUUAACUGCAGUAAAAACAGGAGGUGUUUCAGAUACCUUUGUAAAAGGAUACUUACUUCCUGACAACAACAAAGCUUCGAAGCAUAAAACACAAGUCAUAAAAAAGAGUGUAAACCCUCAGUGGAACCAUACUUUCACGUACAGUGGUUUACACCCAAAUGAUCUACAAAACGUCUCCCUAGAAUUAACAGUCUGGGACAAAGAAUCUCUUUCCAGCAAUGUUUUCCUGGGUGGUAUCAGACUCGGCUAUGGCAAUGGCCGCAGCUAUGGAAACGAAGUUGAUUGGAUGGAUUCCCAAGGAGAGGAACAACACAUCUGGCUGCAAAUGAUAGCAAACCCAGGUGUCUUUGUGGAGAGCACAAUAAUGCUGAGAGCCAGCAUGGGAAAGCGCAAAUUUUAAGCCUGACAGACUAUAAGAAUACAAUGUAAAAUACUACACACUGUUGAACUACUGUAUUUACUGAGGCUGACAUGGUUGGGAUAAUUCUGUGACUGAAGACUACCUUAUUUAAAAAAAACCUGAUUUCACAUCUUAGUUUUUGUAAAUACAUUUCCUUGGGAUUUUUAGGCAGUUCAUUUUUGAAAAAAAGCACCUGAUAUCUGGCACAGCACUGAGAAAAAAAAAUUCUAGUUGUUCAGCUGUGUCUGUCUCCAUAGAAUCAGGAAUCCUCAGAGGUUUCACUAUUUUAUUGAAAGGUAGAGGCUCUUAUCUCAAACAUCACCAAGAAUUAUCUUGUCCCUACUUUCUGAUGUUACUGAGUUAGCAAUCUGAAAUCUUACUUGUGCAAUAACUCCAGAAAGAUCAUAACUUAUAUAAGAAAAACAGGAUGCAGAGGAAAUAUUUUCCUAACAUCUGUAACAAACAUUUUUCUGAUGAAGGGUCUAGGCCCGAAAUGUCAGCUUCUGCGCUCCUAAGAUGCUACUUGGCCUGCUGUGUUCAUCCAGCUUCACACUUUGUUAUCUUGGAUUCUCCAGCAUCUGCAGUUCCCAUCAUCUCUGUUUCUAUUUUAUGGCAGAUUCCAUUCUUUCCAUAGAUUGGUCAUUUCAAAACCUUUGUCUUUGUAUGCUACAGACUAUUUUUGCUGUGAAAGGGAGCAAUGAAGCUUAAGGUCAAUCCCAACAGUAAAUGAGAAAGCCCUACUUGAAUCUUUAUCUGACUUUGCUCCUUGUUUAUAAUUACAGUGUCACUAUUUUCUGUAAGCAAGGGUAGUAUAAAGUGCCUCAGUGAAAAUGAAUUAUUUGGUUAGGGUUAAAAGGAAGGAGUGUUGCAAUUUAAAACUGGAUAAAAAUCAAAAAGUCGGAGAACUGUAUUUCAAUUAAAUGAUCUUAAAUUCUAAAACAUUUGAGAAAAAAAACAAAAAACAGCAAAGCAUAAAUUACCCUCCCAAGAGUUAAGAAACCAACAUUUGUCAAUCAAUGUAGAAUGAUGUACUUGCUUCAUAGUCUGCAAUGUAAAGCACAUUAUCUGAUAAUAAAACUUCAGGAAGUAUCUGAAAACUCUUUGUUUUAGUCAUUGAUCCUUGACUUUUUUGUAGAAAACCAAAUUGUACCAAAAUCAAAUGAAUUUACAUGUACUCCUUAACAUUUCCAAUUGCUUUCACAUUCAAAGCAGAGAAUCUGGAUUCUCAUCCAGUAAUUAUCCACUUGAGCCAUGCAAUUUUUUCUUGGAAAUCUCCAAAGAUUCUAAAAGUGCUACAGGUUACACAAUUAUAAAUUAAUUCAGCUGUAAUUACAGCAACAAUUUAUUUCAGGAUCUUAGCUCAUUGCUAUGAAUAGAAUAGUUUCAGCCACUGUGAAAUAAAAUACUGCUUUUUUUCAUAGUAACCUUACCUAUCAGCAUAUGAUUUAAGUUGCCAUAGUUCCACUCGUUCAAGAGAUGAUGUGGUGAGUUUAACUUGGGGCUCACCAUGCCUCAGGUGAGCGGCAAGUUCAAAAUCUGCAUGGUAACCUCAGCCAGUACAGGAAUUGAAGCCACACACAUGGCUUUACUCCACAUUGCAAACUAGCUGUGCAGCCCCAACUGAGUUAACUGUCCACAGAUAAGACAAUAGAGAGGAUUGUGCAAGUUAUACUUGGUUAUUGCUGAAUCAGCCAAUCUCAGUUGUAACAGCAGUAAGUCUGCUAUUUUUUGGCUUUAAUGAUCAGAAAUGGGAAUUGGAACUCCCGAAUGAAUACACUGAUUUGUGAUAGCACAAGGUCUUACCCCGAGUAUAUACGCGGAGAUAUCAUUUUUGUUGAAAUUCUCCAGUCUAUCUCACAGCAGUCACAAAUGAAUGACCACCGAGUUUAAUGUUUGGUCAGGGAGCCGUAAUUUUAAGAAGGUUAGUGAGAAAAAAAAAUACUCACGAUAAAAUAUUCAACAACAGUGAUGAGGUAUGGUGAUUUUUGUAGUGAUAGAGUUCUCCAGCACGGGUUGCUGGGAAUAAAGUGCAAUUGAGUAAUAAUUAGGUUAAACGUUAUUUUGUUUUGAAUUGUCAAAGUGAUAGACAUUGUAUUGCAUCUGUUACAAAACAGUGACUAUAAUUGUUACCAUUAAGGAGAAAUGAAUGAAACUCCAAAUUUAAAUAUUUUUAAAUGGAUAUUAUACUUUGUCUAUUCCUGUAACAGAUUAUCCAGCUGUUUUAAAUCUUGCAAUUUCACAUCAUCAUUUCUAUAUCUUUAAAAACAGCAUUUGUAAAACAAU